UUGGCGUGCACGAACCGGAGUUGUUGACUCGGCUAUCAACCCAUGGUUGCUUUUCUCGUUCUCUUUCUGAGUUUUUGCUGCGCAGAAAGGGAACAAAAUGAAUCCUACUUAUUACUAUCAAUUUAUCGAUUGUAUAAGUACAGCGGACGAAGCUAGCAAGCAAACCAGUUAGGGGAAUAGAAUUUUGUCGAUCGCUUCAUUGAUUCUGAAUAUUUGGUGUUUGAGGAGAAAACCAUCAAGAUGUUAGAGAAGAUCGGGUUGCCGCCCAAGCCAUCAUUGCGAGGGAAUACUUGGGUGGUGGAUGCCUCUCACUGUCAGGGUUGCUCAUCUCAGUUUACCUUCAUCAAUCGCAAGCACCACUGUAGACACUGUGGAGGAUUGUUCUGCAACAGUUGUACCCAACAAAGAAUGGUUUUACGUGGACAAGGGGAUUCGCCUGUGCGUAUUUGCGAACCUUGUAAGAAGCUAGAAGAGGCAGCACGAUUUGAGCUGCGACAGGGACGCAGAGCUGGGAGAGGGAGCUCAAAAUCAACGCCUAGAUAUGAAGAUGAAAUUUUGAGCCAGAUUCUUGGUCAUAAUGGAGAACAAUCUUUUUCAUCAGGAAAUCAUUCAGCCAGUAGCACAAUUCCUGACGGUCAAAGAUCAGUCAGCAGUGCAUCUUCUUCAAGUACUGUGGGACAUGCCAAUCAGGUUGUCAGUGACAUACAAAAAACUAUCUCAAAUGAUGAUUUCAAUAAUUUGGAGGUUGAUGUGGGAUCCACUAGUCCUGAUGAUUUGCGCCAAAAAGCUUUGGAGGAAAAGAAGAAAUAUAAAAUUCUGAAAGGGGAUGGAAAAUCUGAGGAGGCCCUUAGGGCUUUUAAGAGAAGUAAGGAGUUUGAAAGGCAGGCUGAUGCCUUGGAAGUUCAUUUGAGAAAGAUUCGAAAGAAAAAUUUAUCCUCUGUUAACAUGUCUAAUAUGUUGAACAGAGAUAUUUCUUUAGAACCUGGGAAAAAAACUAAGUCACUUCCACACAUGCAUAAAGAGAAGCAUGAUAUUGCUGCUGAACUUAGAGAGCUUGGAUGGUCUGAUUUGGAUCUUCCGGAUGAAGAUAGGAAGCCAGCAAACUUGAGUUUGGAGGGUGAACUAUCAGCUAUUAUUGGAAAUGUCCUUCCAAAAACCAGUGAAGAAAAGGGCAGUAGAAUUGACAAGACCCAGGUUGUUGCUCUUAAGAAAAAGGCUCUUGCAUUAAAGAGAGAGGGGAAGGUAGCAGAGGCCAAGGAAGAAUUAAAGAGGGCUAAAGUUUUAGAAAAGCAUCUGGAAGAACAGGAACUGCUGGCAGAAGCUGAAGAUUCUGAUGAUGAACUAUCAGCACUAAUUCAUGGCAUGGACAAUAAUGAGGAAGGAUCUUUAAAUUUUCAUGACCAUGGGCAUAACCUUGAUUUUGAUAACCUGCUGAGCAUGUCUGAUAAUCUCGACAGCAAUUUUGAAGUGACUGAUGAUGAUAUGUUGGACCCUGAAAUAGCUGUUGCUUUGAAAUCAAUAGGUUGGACUGAGGAUUCUAAUAAUUCUGAAAAUAUAGUAUCUGAGACUCAGCCCCUUGGUGCAGAGGAAUUGCUUAGUGAAAUUCAAUCUUUGAAAGGAGAGGCUCUUAAACAAAAGCGGGAAGGUAAUAAUGAAGAAGCAAUGGCAUACUUGAAAAAGGCAAAGUUAUUAGAGAGGGAUCUUAACAGUUCUGGGUCUCAAGAGAACAAUACUAUGGCACAAAAAUCCACUGCUGCUGGUAGAGGUCGUAGUUCUCAAAUUUCUGGUAAAGGAUCAGAAUUUAUUGAAGUGGGUCUGGGAAAUAUUAAUGGCAUAAACGUUGAUGAGGCACCAAAAAGCCGAUUAAUGAUUCAGAAAGAACUUUUGAGUUUGAAGAAGAAGGCUCUUGCAUUGAGAAGGCAAGGGAAACUGAAUGAGGCAGAAGAAGAAUUAAGAAAGGGUGUAGCUCUUGAGCAUCAGCUAGAGAAGAUGGAUAAUGCUAAAGAUCUUAAGGGAUCUCAGUUGAAAAUUGGUGAUGUUCCACAUUCGACACACAAACUUCCUGAUAUUCAUAAAGAUUUGCCUCUUGAGGAAGGAGGAGAGGAACAAGUAACUGACCGUGAUUUGUCUGAUCCAACAUAUCUUUCGCUUCUUAGGGACUUGGGUUGGAAUGAUGACGAUGACAGGCCUCCUAAUUCUUCUACCAAGCCAUCAAAGAAAGAUGGUGUUCAUUCUGUGCUGAUCAAUGACGUUUCUCUAAUACAGCAUUCUACAAAUAUGUUGGCAGGAGUACCAAAAAGAAGUAAAUUUGAAAUUCAGAGGGAACUCUUGGGCUUAAAAAGGAAGGCUCUUGCUCUCAGGCGCGAAGGGAAAGUGGAGGAAGCUGAGGAAGUGCUGAAAAUGGCGAAAGAACAAGAAAGCAAGUUAGCUGAAAUGGAGGCUCCAAAGAAAGAACUGCAAGUUGAUGCUCUUAGUAAAGACAAAGUCUUUAAUCCUCCGGAUGGAAGUGCAGUUGUAGAAGCAAGUCUUGAAGUAGUUACUGAAGAUGAUAUGUAUGACCCAGGAUUGAAUUCAAUGCUUAACACUCUUGGGUGGAAGGAUGAAGAGUCUGAAGCAGGAUCCACAAAAGAAGAGGCAGUUAAGAAAGGUACCAGUAGUUUUACCAAUACAGACCUGUCUAUACUUGAUUCUUCUUCUGGUAUUUCUAGUGAAGCUUCAAGGAGUAAGAGAGAGAUUCAAAAAGAACUCUUAGCAUUGAAAAGGAAGGCUCUUGCUCUUAAACGCAAAGGAGAAGUGGAAGAGGCAGAUGAAGUUUUGAGGAUGGCAAAGAGUUUGGAAGCCCAGAUGGAAGAUAUGGGGAACCAGAACAAGGAGUUUCUCCUUAAUGUUGCCAACGUUGAAAAACCUGUUUUUUCUGCAUCAACUGACUUGCAUGAAAAGCGUGGGAGUCGAGGAACUGCAACAGAAGUUGAUAAUGAUUCUGCUUCAUUAGUGCUCGGUUCAUCAUGUAAGGAGGCAAGUCCUUCAAAUGAAACCUUUGCUCAAAAACAUAGAGAAGGUUCUAAGAUUGGGUCAGCAAAUUUGCCUCAAGCAGUCCCUCCUAUUUGUUUGGAAUCCUCAUCUCUCAAUCAACAAAAGGGAUCCAAAAGUAAUGUUACGAUUAAUAAAAGAGCAGAAUUGGCUGUCGCAAAUGAAAAGCCAAGCACAAGUGAGGCUGCUGCUGAUCAGGAUGCUUUUGCUAAGAAUAAUGUUUCCUAUAAUCAGGAAAUUUUGGCUCUUAAAAGGAAGGCAGUUGCUUUGAAGAGAGAAGGAAAACUAGCAGAAGCUCGGGAUGAACUACGUCAGGCAAAACUAUUGGAGAAGAGCUUGGAGAACAAUAUGCAGCCCAAUGCUAUUUCUAACAUAUCCUCCAAUGUAUCUAAUGUUGAACAGAAAAAGGAUCCAUCGAAUGUUGCUAUGAAACCGUUGUCUAGUCGAGAUCGUUUUAAGUUGCAGCAGGAGUCUUUGGGGCACAAACGUCAAGCCCUGAAGUUACGGAGAGAAGGUCGGAUGGAGGAAGCAGAAGCUGAGUUUGAACGGGCAAAGGCACUUGAAAUCCAGUUGGAUGAGUUGGGAGCUCAUGAUUCUGGUAAAUCUUCCAGUUUGUCAGAUGCUGUAGACGAUGUGGCUGUUGAGGAUUUUCUCGAUCCUCAACUGUUAUCUGCUCUGAAGGCAGUUGGAGUUGGACUUGAAGAUGUUAGUGUUGUAUCAAAAGGUCCAGAAAAACGGGAGACCAAUAAACCCAAUGUUGCUAAGACUGAAAACAUCAACGACGAGAGAAUUCAGCUAGAAGAAAGAAUCAGAGCAGAAAAAGUGAAGGCCUUAAAUUUGAAGCGUUCAGGAAAACAAGCUGAGGCCUUAGAUGCUCUUCGACAAGCUAAGUUGUAUGAAAAGAAGCUUAAUUCCCUGACGUCCAGGUAAGAUGGAAGCCCUCCAACUUCUGGGCUGGAAGUUCUUGUUCUAGUUGUUAGCUCUUUAUAAUGGAAAUUGAUUUGUCAAAAUUGCUUUGAAGAGAAACUAGGAGUUGUACAAGAGAUUGCUCCUUCAAUAAAAUCCAUUUAGAGUUCACUGUGUUUAACGAGAGCAUAGAAAAUGUAUAACCAUUCACGAAAUAAUUAUAGAUGUUGCUAGCAACAUUAAGAGA
This is a messenger RNA of Prosopis cineraria, 4183 nucleotides long. RefSeq lists its product as uncharacterized. The record is from RefSeq and is a predicted model, not a curated record. The transcript is spliced from 3 exons. Lineage: Eukaryota; Viridiplantae; Streptophyta; Magnoliopsida; Fabales; Fabaceae. Gene Ontology annotation, molecular function: metal ion binding; protein binding. The coding region runs from base 241 to 3960 and encodes 1239 amino acids.